Messenger RNA from Orbilia oligospora ATCC 24927, 2028 nucleotides. RefSeq lists its product as uncharacterized. The coding region runs from base 1 to 2028 and encodes 675 amino acids. NCBI's taxonomy places the organism in Eukaryota, Fungi, Ascomycota, Orbiliomycetes, Orbiliales, Orbiliaceae. The record is from RefSeq and is a predicted model, not a curated record. The transcript is spliced from 3 exons.
AUGGAGAACCAAUAUUCAUACAUCAAACAUCUUUUUAUCGUAACAGUCAAAGUUCGAUUUGCCGCAUUGAACUUCCAACCUCCCGACAAUGGUCAUCGUUCCAUAGAUAAACGAAAUGUUAAACGGCUUCUCGGUAUUUACCGUCUGGAGGGCUGCCAUCGAGAAGAUCCCGCCAAUAAAAUCUCUGCAUUCGCCCCAUACGAGUCAGAGCUUUCUAAUGAUGUCGUGCUGCGAUGUAGGGAGUCGCACGAGAUACCAUUGAUUGAGUUUCCGUCUAGAUCUAUUGAUUGCAUCUACGGACACCACCGCAUUCUCGCAGCGCAAGAAUUCUUUCCUGCAACGGAACAAUGGUGGGUAGUAGAUCUCUACCGAAGUCAUCCACAUUCAUUUGGUGUUAAACUACGCAAACAUUUCCAAAACGAAUACUCAAACGCUUUAAAUAUCUCAGAUGGAGAGAUAUACCGAAACCUUAGGUUACAAAUGAUUGGCGGUGAUAAGAAAGAAGAGGACCGUUGGUGGGCCCGAUUAUCCAAGUCCAAGCGUAGAGAUGUUAAGGCCCUGAUAAGCCGACAAUCACUUUGUCAGGCCUUCGAUUCCGUACUAUCAUUACCGGGGCUUUGGGCAGGCCUCCAAUUCGGAGUCUUACAGCGUAUCUUAAGGUUGAAUUGUGAUGAAGAAAUUGUAGAAUAUAUUGGGAAAAUACGCACCGUCUGGGAGGGCCUGCUUAAUCAUAGUCCGACAUCGAUCGCUGCUCUAGAUUCCGAGUCUGUUCAAAGUCUAGAACUCCGAGCCCCUGGUAUUGUCGCCGAGGACAACUCGUAUGUACAAAGGGCAAUGGACAAUGGCGAACUCUUUUACAUGAUUAAAGACAUCGCAAUAAGAAGGGCAAUCAAAACGGGUCUACUAAAAUUCUGUGGAAUAUUGCCUUCACUGAGAACCCUUUUCGAAGAUACAAAAUAUCUUGACGCCUGCGUUAGAGGUAUGCGGCUGCUAGUCCAACCGAAAAAGGGCCUCACCAUCCGCAAAGCAUUGGAACUUGCUUUCAUACCUGACCAAGGGCCAGCUCUCCUCCAAGUUGAUCAAAAUCAAGUCCUUGCCACAGACCUACCGUCGAACCGAAGCAGGUUCCUUUACGCUUAUCAGCAACUAUGGCUUUUUAAUAUGCGGCACUUCCCUGAUUUAUCAGGUAUCGAACCUCGAAAGGAAAAUGGUCGUCCGAAGCCUAUCCCUAAACCGAGCAACAUAAUUGUUGUAUAUCAACUCAAGAGGCUAGCCGCCAAGCUCGGAUUCCAGAACUCUAUAAUAUUGCAAACAGAACAGCAGGACCCUCUCCACCAGUGCGUCCAAGAACUUUUGCACAAGGUCUGGCCGCAAGACGCUACAGAUAGUAUGAGCCAGCUAGAAAACUCUAUCAUCAGCUUGUUACACAAGUAUACCCCAGUUUCCGCUACCGGGCACGUCCGGAAAGUUUGUGAUGAAAGUAUUGAGAGGAGAUGCGGGAGGCCAUAUGAACUCGCGCAUUUGUAUGAUAGUCGCUACACUUUCGAUCCAGACUUUUUCUUGUCGUCGCACGGGGAUGUUUUGACUUCUCUUGAAGUCAAAAAACACUUUUUUUGUUAUUUUUUCUCAGAUCGUGGUUUAAACAUCAACCGGCCAGAAUCGAUAUAUAGCUCCAAUCAUGUACUGUCUGCUUAUGCAAGGAGUUGGUCGGAUAGCACUUGCAUGGCUGGAGUCCGGAACACGGAGGAAGAUAAUUUAGAAGGAAGGCAUGUGGUGGCUAGUACGGAAGGAAAUUUUGUAAGAGGGGAGCAUACGGCGUCGGCAUCCGAAAUCGAAUUAGCAGAUCAGAUAAUUGACGACUAUCAAGCCCUGGGCGACACUGGGACAACCUUUGGACCAUUAUUAGGGACCUAUUUACAGAGGAUAAUGGCCUCAUCGUAUUUGAUGAACAAAUGCGAACCCUUCAAAUCAGUCAUAACGAUCCACCUAGUUGGUGCCUCGGCACCAAUUUUCCUCGAAAGGUUCUGA